Papaver somniferum (opium poppy) is the source of this 1764-nucleotide messenger RNA. RefSeq lists its product as uncharacterized. Lineage: Eukaryota; Viridiplantae; Streptophyta; Magnoliopsida; Ranunculales; Papaveraceae. The transcript is spliced from 4 exons. The coding region runs from base 1 to 1764 and encodes 587 amino acids. The record is from RefSeq and is a predicted model, not a curated record.
AUGGUUGAAGCAAGAGAGUGGUGGGCUGGUCCGUUGUGUAUUGCGGCUGAUAUGAACGCUGUAAGAUCGGAAGUGGAGAGAAACCAUGGUGCUGGUGACGGGCGAAAUAAUGCAUUGUUAAACAAUUACAUUUUGGAAUACGAAUUGAUUGAUCAACCUUUGAUAGGAGGAUCAUUUACAUGGUCUAACAAUCACUCUAACCCCCUUCUUUGCGGGUUGGAUAGAUUUCUUUUCAGUCAUGAUUUUGAAGAAGCUUUUCCUAAUGCUCUUCAAAUAGUAUUGACUAGAACGAUUUCGAAUCAUAAUCCCAUUCUGGUGAUAUCCGAACCAUCAUUGCCUUCCAAGCCUUACUUCAAGUUAGACAGAUUAUGGACUGAGCAUAAGGAUUUCGUGAAGAAUGUGCAACAGUGGUGGGAAGCUAUGGCUUUUCAUGGUAGUGCAAGCACAACUUUCUUUCUCAAGUUACAAAACUUGAAGCAUCUGAUUAAACCUUGGCGAAUUCAGGAGUUUGGGUCUGUUGCAAGAGACAAAAAUGUUCUUACAUGUAGGAUUCACGACUUGAAUAUUCUAGAGGAAGCGGGGGCUUUACAGCAAAGUCAGUUAGAAGAGAGAAUUCGUUGUAAAUUACAAUUGCGGAGCAUUGAGGCGAUGGAGGCUCGUAAAUGGCAAUUGCGGGCAAAGAAAAAUAAUUUUAGAUGGGAAGACUCAAAUACUAAAUAUUUUCAUAGCAUCAUUGCAAGUGCAAGAAGGAAGCGAAAUACAAUAGCUAAACUUCAAGUCGGAGGGGUUGAUAGUUUUGAUCAUAAUAUUAUAAAGGAAAAAAUAAGAAAUUUCUACAUCAAUUUGUUUACACAACAAAAUGAGCUGAACUCGGGCAUGGAAAAUCUUUACUUUCCUACAAAUAAAGAGUCAGACAAGCUUUGGAUGGAGAGGGAGUUCUCAGAGGAGUUUAAUUGUUCCUUUAUCACUUUAAUUCCGAAGAAAGAAGACUCGUAUACGCCGAAAGAUUUUAGACCAUUAAAUCUUAUAGAUAGUGUUUACAAGAUUAUUUCCAAGUUGCUUGCUGCUAGAUUGAAGAAGGUUGAAGGCGAGGAAGCCGGAUGGUGUGUAACUACUUCGCAUUUGUCUGUUCUUGUGAAUGACAGCUCGACGGAGAAACUCAAACCCAGCAAAGGGCUAAGGCAAGGAGAUUCUCUGUCUCCUUAUUUCUUUUUAUUGGUAGUGGAGGUAAUUUCUAAACUCAUCAAUGAUGCAGUAGUAAGAGGAAAAUUAUCGGGAUUUCAGGUAGUGGAUCAGGGAACUAUUAUUUCACACUUACAGUUUGCGGAAGAUACAUUGUUUUUUAUCGAUGCAGCUGUGGAAGAAGUAAGAAGACUCCUAAUUAUUCUGGUCAUUUUUGAGACGAUUACAGGUCUGAAGUUGAACUUGGAAAAAUCCACUAUGAUUAAUGUGGGAGCAGAUGAUGUUAUUGAUGUUCUUACCAGGGAGCUUGGUUGCAAGUCGGAAAAGUUACCUCUUACUUAUCUUAGUAUGCCUAUAAGGGCACACUGGCAUAGUACCUCAGUUUGGGAUUAUGUCUUGGUUAGGAUGGAGCAAAAGUUGGCAACAUGGAAGAAAAGGAAAUUGAAUAAAGCAGGUAGAUUUGUUCUUAUCAAGAGUUGUCUUGCUAGUCUUCCAAUUUAUUAUUUGUCUCUAUUUCAUUUGCCUGUCAGUAUGGAAAAACGAAUGUCAAAAUCAUGCGCAACUUCUUAUGGGGAGCGGUAG